AUGGCUAACCGAAGUAGAGAACCAGAAGCUCUUACUAGAUGUGGUUGCAAUGCACGUUUUGAGAUUAAACUUGACAAGAAGAAAGGUGAUUGGUUUGUUGUGAAUUAUGUAGCAAGGCAUAAUCAUCCGUUGGCUAAAUCAGAUGAAGUAGCUUUCUUACGGUCACAUCGCACAAUUAGCAAUGCUCAAAAGGCUAAUAUUUUGGAAUUGAAAGAAGUGGGUUUGCGUCAGCAUCAAGUUAUGGAUGUCAUGGAGAGGCAUCAUGGUGGUUUUGAUGCUACAGAUUUUGUUAGUAGGGACCUGUACAAUUAUUUUACUAGGCUAAGGAAGAAACAUAUUUUAGGUGGUGAUGUAGAGCGUGUUAUAAAGUAUUUUCAAUCAAGGCAAAAAGAUGACAUGGAGUUCUUUUUUGAGUAUGAGACGGAUGAAGCUGGUCGUUUGAAACGGUUAUUUUGGUCGGACCCUCAAUCCCGUAUCAAUUAUGAUGCAUUUGGGGAUCUGAUGAGAAGGUUGCAACUUAUGAAUGGAUUUAAGCAGUUUCUAGAUUGCAUGUAUCAGAAGCAUCCUGGUGGAUUGAUCACAGAUGGGGACAAUGCCAUGCGUAGAGCAAUAGCAGCUGUGAUGCCGGAUUCUGAGCAUCGGUUGUGCACUUGGCACAUUGAGCAGAACAUGGCAAGACAUCUUCGUCCUGAUAUGCUUUUAGAUUUUCGAGCACUUCUCCACGCACCAUAUAAUCAUGAAGAAUUUGACAGAAAGUGGGUCGAGUUUAAGGUGAAGCAUAAAGGUUGUGAAGAUAACCAAUGGCUUGUGAGGAUGUACAAUUUGAGAAAGAAAUGGGUUACUGUGUACACUAAAGUUUUCAAGAAGUUGAAGUUGGUUGUUGUUAAGUCGAUGGAUUGGGAGGUGAUAGAUUGUAUAGAAGAGGACAACUUGGUUAAGUAUGUUAUUUCCAUGAAAGGUGAUUCUAAGAUGGAGCUCCAACAAAAAGAUUACGAGGAUUCAUGGAGAAGCGCGCUAGGCGUUGUGGUUAUUGUCGUGGUCAUGGGCACACUGUUCGAACCUGUCCAAUUUUCCAAAGUAGAAGAAGAUGUAUGA
Oryza sativa Japonica Group (Japanese rice) is the source of this 1095-nucleotide messenger RNA. The record is from RefSeq and is a predicted model, not a curated record. Lineage: Eukaryota; Viridiplantae; Streptophyta; Magnoliopsida; Poales; Poaceae.